Molecule: messenger RNA, 1045 nt
Organism: Paramecium octaurelia
Lineage: Eukaryota; Ciliophora; Oligohymenophorea; Peniculida; Parameciidae
Source: the annotation of a GenBank genome assembly
AUGUAAUCUUCAAAUAACGAUUCAAUGUGUUAAAGUUUAUUUUACAUCUUAACUUAGAAUGCUCAUAUCGUUGUUCGUCUUGUACUAUAAAGCCUGAGAAUUGUACAACAUGUCCUGAGUAUUCUGAACGUGACUUAAGGACUGACAAUUCUUGUUAAUGUCCAGCUAAUUUUUAUGAUCAACUUGGCAACCCCAUUUGCAUAAGUAUAUUUUAAAUGUAAUUUUAGGGUGUCAUAGUACUUGUUAAACAUGUGAAGGGUCAAAAAGUAAUUAAUGUACGUCUUGUGUUUCUUUAAGCAAAAGAAAAUUAAACUCUAUUGGUGAAUGCAAUUGCCCAAUUUCAUACUUUGAUAUAGGGAUACAAGAGUGCUAAAGUAUAUACUAAAUCAUUAUAUAAAUAGUUUGUAGCAGCGAUUGUCUAUAUGUAAUUUAAAUAAUUUUAGUAUGUUGCUAUAUAAUAAUUAAAUAAAUAAAUACUGUUCUAACUCAAUUUAGUGUAGAAUGUUCUAUUACUUCAACAAAUUGUACCUCAUGUAGUCCAGAUAGAUAUUAACUCUUAAACAGUUGUUUAUGUAAAACAAAACUUUAAGGCAGCUAUUUAACUACAUAUUCAGCGACAUUGAAAAGUCGUUGUUAAAGUAAAUUAAGCUGAUUUAUUCUCAGGCUGCCACUCUAGUUGUCUAUCAUGUAAUGGUCCAUUAGCAAACCAAUGUUUGACUUGUUUGAACUCAGAAUCAAGAAUUUUAGUUGCUACAAGUUGUGUAUGCACAGAAAAUACCUUUGAUAUUAAUGUCCCUAAUUGUCAAAGUAAUUUAUUCCUUCAUCAUUUUAAGAAUGUGAUUAUCGAUGUGAAGGAUGUACGACAUUACGUACUAAAUGUAAGGCUUGCCCAUCAUCAAGCUCAAGGAUUUUUACAGUAAAAAUAUUUUCAUUUUUGAUUUUUGUUAAAAUAGCUUGUAGAAUAUUGUAAUUUCCCUAUUAUAAAUUGAAAAAUAAAUUUUAAAAUAUUUUCCUUCAUAUAUAAUCCUUUAAUCUCUUCUUGUGA